Harmonia axyridis is the source of this 907-nucleotide messenger RNA. Its product is annotated as histone H3. The record is from RefSeq and is a predicted model, not a curated record. Gene Ontology annotation, cellular component: nucleosome. Gene Ontology annotation, molecular function: DNA binding; protein heterodimerization activity; structural constituent of chromatin. NCBI's taxonomy places the organism in Eukaryota, Metazoa, Arthropoda, Insecta, Coleoptera, Coccinellidae. The coding region runs from base 72 to 482 and encodes 136 amino acids. The transcript has a single exon.
UGAGUCAUUUUAUUUCACAGACGCUUAAUAUAAGUUAGUUUAUAUUGAUUUGACUUAAUUAUUUAUUAAUAAUGGCACGUACUAAACAAACCGCCAGAAAAUCUACGGGUGGCAAAGCACCUCGUAAACAAUUAGCUACAAAGGCAGCUCGUAAAAGUGCACCGGCUACCGGAGGAGUCAAGAAGCCCCAUCGUUAUCGUCCAGGUACGGUAGCACUCCGUGAGAUCCGUCGUUAUCAGAAGAGUACGGAGUUGCUGAUCCGUAAAUUGCCAUUCCAAAGGCUGGUGCGUGAAAUCGCCCAAGAUUUCAAGACCGACCUCCGUUUCCAAAGCUCCGCCGUGAUGGCCCUUCAGGAAGCGAGCGAAGCUUAUUUGGUUGGUCUUUUCGAAGAUACCAACUUGUGUGCCAUCCACGCUAAGAGAGUAACCAUCAUGCCUAAGGAUAUUCAACUUGCCAGACGUAUCCGGGGUGAACGUGCUUAAGUUUCAUCUCCUGGAAAUCUUUAACAUCGGUUCUUUUCAGAACCACAAAUUUUUUAUUUUCAUUUUCACAAUUUGAUGUAUCGAUAUUUUAUCUCAAUAUUUUGAUUUGGUUCAAAUGUUUUUUAAUAUUUUUAGAGACUUAUAUCGAAGACCGGGUAACUUUUUACCAAAACCAGACGACAAAUGGUGAAAGAAUCACAAGCAAAAUAAGCCAAAGAGUCAAUAAGUAAAUGGCCGGAACUGAAAAGCAGCAAUGUUUUUCUUGAAAAUGUUUCUUUAAGCUCGACCAAAUAGCUUCAUUGUGAUCCGAGUAUUUAUUUAUAGACUGAUAAAAAUUCUUCUAAAUUCUUAUCGAGUUAUAAUUAUAAACUUUUAAAUAUUUAAUGUUCGUUUUAUCUCAACUUCGGUGGUUUCUAAAAUCUCUU